UAUCAGUGGUGGCCUCAAACCCCCUCCUUGUUUCACCGCUCACAAUGUCUGUCAUGAAAACAAAGGCUUAUAUUUGGUUUAGCAUUUGGGCAACCUUCAAUGUCGAACUUAUCAGGGGGUCUUCUGUUGCCGAUGAUGACCUUUGGUGCACAAUAGGCAUUAUGGGCAUCUGCGGAUGCCUGUAUGCCUACAUGCCUUGGUGAACCACUGAAUGCGUACCUGGCUAGCCGUACUGCAUGGUGAAGGGAUGAUUGGGACAUCUGAUUGCCAUUGCAGGAUAGCCAGUAUAGCCAGGAGGAGCCUGAGGUAGUGGAUACCCCCCUGGCAGGUCAUGCAUGUUUUGUGG
Molecule: messenger RNA, 346 nt
Organism: Serpula lacrymans var. lacrymans S7.9
Lineage: Eukaryota; Fungi; Basidiomycota; Agaricomycetes; Boletales; Serpulaceae
Exons: 3
Coding region: 45-203 (52 amino acids)
Source: RefSeq, a predicted model, not a curated record